AUGUGGCUCACUCCCCACCUCCUCCUCCUCCUCCCGCUCUGCGCGUGGAUAAUCCCCCUCGUAACCUCCCAACAAACCACCACAGAAACCUCCCCGACCUUCCAAACCGACAUGUCCACCGACCCAAUCCGCGACGCCCUCUCGGCCUCUUUCAUGAACAUCACCUUCUCCCCCUCCACCUCUCCCAUCUGUUCCGCCUCCCCCAACUCCUCCUCUUCCUCCAACACAGCACUCUCCAUCGCAAUCCGCACUCUCCCCCAAACCCAAGCCUGCUUCGACCUGGACAAAACCUUCUCCGACCCCGAAACCACCUACACAAGCCAAGGAACCGGUCGCUGCGACUCCCAACUCGGUCUCUGCGGGAUUAAAUACACCGUCUUCAAUUCCUUGUCCCGGGAAGAAGAAGAUGUGCGGAAUGGAGAGUGGGGGAAUGUGUUUUAUACUCAAGUCCGGAAUCCUUUGGAUGUGGAUGGGGAGAUGGAUGGGGAAGGGUCGGGAGGGAGGUUGGAAUUGGAGGUUUUUGAUAAGGAGGGUUGUGAAAGUAAAGGGGAUCUCGGGAGUGCGAGGUGGAAUUGUGUGGAGGGGAGGGGAACUUGUGGGGAGGUGGGGUUUGGGGUUAGGAGUUUUAGGGUUAAGUUGAUGGAGGCUAAGGAUGUUGGGAUGGGGAGUUGUGUUAUUGCGCAGAUGGGGGGUGGGGGGAGGGUUGGAGGGAGCUUGAUUAUGGGGGGGUUUGUGGUGGGAUUGGGGGUUGUGGUUGUGGGGUUGGGGAUUUUGUGA
This is a messenger RNA of Ramularia collo-cygni, 777 nucleotides long. RefSeq lists its product as uncharacterized. The transcript has a single exon. The coding region runs from base 1 to 777 and encodes 258 amino acids. NCBI's taxonomy places the organism in Eukaryota, Fungi, Ascomycota, Dothideomycetes, Mycosphaerellales, Mycosphaerellaceae. The record is from RefSeq and is a predicted model, not a curated record.